Molecule: messenger RNA, 1774 nt
Organism: Microbotryum saponariae
Lineage: Eukaryota; Fungi; Basidiomycota; Microbotryomycetes; Microbotryales; Microbotryaceae
Source: the annotation of a GenBank genome assembly
AUGUACGAGUUUCGGCAACAGACCGGCGCCGAUGGCGGCGCGUCAUCGACUCAUGUUCACAGCGCGCGCGGCUCGAGUGAUUCACCUGCUGCAGUUGGUCAUAGACGUACUACUUCGGCGACGGAGGAGAGGGAUGGUUCUUCGCAUCAUGAGUCCGCGGGACUAUCGGGUCGACAUCGUGAAGCAGAGGAGGAUGGGGAGGAGGAUGUGGACGACUGCUCGGCCGACCCGCCGGCUUUGGUCCACCCGUUGCUCAAGAGGAGUAACAAUGCCAGUGCCCAUGGCGCCGCAGCUUUGACCUCGAAUGGUGGGACCAAGAAGCCGUUUGAGAUCAAGACGGGGCAUCGCAGACCUUUGGAAAGGUCAUCGUCUAUACCGUCCAGUCUGAGCCAGUACAACACCACACACGACUCGUCUACUUCGGAGAACGACCCCGCUGUCGGAGGAGCUCAAACUCUGCCUCCCGCGCCGACUACGACCGUCUCAGUCAACGACCUCGAUGCCGAUCUUCGUCAGCUCGCCAUUCUUCAAACAUUACUCCAACGCCAACAGGCGAUCGUCCAAGCGAGCGUCGAAGCGGCGGCGGCGGCGAAGAGGUUGAAGAGGAAACUCGAAGACGAGGAGAAUGCUGCGUCGGCUCGGGGGGCUGCAAGGUCGGCGGCGACGGGCAGCGAGGGUGAGACAUCGUCGUCGACAAAUUCGUUGGGACGGUUCCAACCUCUUUCUUCGGCUCUUCAUGGCGUACAGCAUCAGCCACAGCAGCAGAGCUCGUCCGCCCUUAGAGACCCGUCCUCAUGGUUGGAAGGCCUCAACACGAUCCACGACUCUGCCCCCAACUCGAAUAGUGCCGCUGAACUCGCUCAAGCUCAACAGCAAUUGGAUCUCUGGGCAAAAGUCGCCUUCACGUCGCAUGUCGGAACACCCUUGCCUUCCAACAACAACGGGAGCGCGAGUCCGGCCCGAGCUCCUUCGGCAGCUCCCUUUCCAUUCCAUCGAUCGAGGUCGGGUGACGCGGGGGGAGAGGAGGAUCAAGAGAUCGAUGACGAGCGAGAUGGCAACCUAGGCCCCGAGUUUGAUUGGUCGAGCUUUUAUCCUUCCUUGCUGAUGGACUCACCUGGACGAGCGAAUGCGCCAACGACAUCGGCAUCGACGACUGUAGCUCCUUUCGUCGUGGGAGGGGUCGUGAACCCUGCUUCUUCGAUCGCGGCCGUUCUAGACGGCCGAGUCGGACUCACCACGACCUCCACACCUACCUCCUCCACCUCAUCCGAUUCAAAGGACCCCUUAGUCACUCGCCCAUCAACCGAAUCCCUCUCUCGACGAGCCAGUAUUUCCUCUCGUCAACGCAAGCGAUCCCCUUCCCCACCUUUGGUUGACCCUUCCCUCAUCGAUGAGUUGUUGCAGGAUGAAUAUCCUUUGCGUCCUCCUUUAACGGAAGGUACGCCGGAGGAGAUUGAGCAGGAUAAGAGGAGGCGAAAUACCGAAGCUUCUGGUAGGUUUUCAACCGUAUCUAAGACGUUCCUCGGGAGAAUGAUCUCCCUGACUCUCUUGAACCCCUUCAAUCAUCCUCGCAGCCCGCUUCCGAGCCCGCAAAAAGCAACGCGAUGCCGUAUUGUUACAAACUUCCGCACAAUUGAGGGCUCGAGCUCAGGCGUUGGAGAAGGAGAAGCUGGGUUUGGUCAAGGAGAACCAGUGGUUGAGGGAAUUGGCGCAGGCUGCUGGAGCUAGAGCGGGGACUGGAGUUGGGGCGGGAGGGGGGAGAAAGAGGGUUUGA